AUGGCUCCCACCAGUCUUAUUACACCUGAUACUCGAAUCAAAGUUAGCUCCGUGUUGAAUCGCGACACGACAUCGUUUGGCAAGCAGUUCUUGACUGACGGCAGCGAAGAGACGUGUUGGAACUCUGAGCAGGGGCUUCCACAACACAUUCUUUGCGACUUUGGAGGCACAGCAUCCAUUCACACGAUCCUAUUUAUGUUCCAAGGUGGCUUUGUUGGCAAGACAUGCCGUGCACUUGGUAGUCUUGCCGAUAAUCCCAAUGAUUAUUGCGUGGAUCUCGGUAGCUUUUAUCCUGAAGACAUCAAUUCGACACAAACAUUUGCAUUGGAUCCAAGCACUCCCGUACAGCGUCUCAAGAUUGUGUUUGAAGAAAGCACCGAUUUUUAUGGUCGUAUUACAGUCUAUAAGAUGGAUAUUCUCGGGGAACGCACGACGGCAUAA
Molecule: messenger RNA, 441 nt
Organism: Lichtheimia ornata
Lineage: Eukaryota; Fungi; Mucoromycota; Mucoromycetes; Mucorales; Lichtheimiaceae
Exons: 3
Coding region: 1-441 (146 amino acids)
Source: RefSeq, a predicted model, not a curated record